Prorocentrum cordatum is the source of this 1338-nucleotide messenger RNA. The record is from the annotation of a GenBank genome assembly. Lineage: Eukaryota; Dinophyceae; Prorocentrales; Prorocentraceae.
AUGUCGGCUCGCGGUACCUGCGGCCUCGAGCCCAAGGCUCAAGUCCUGCUGGGCAGGCGAAGUUUCACCAACCACACCGUAACAUUUUUAUUCCUGCGGGCGACCCCCAUGCAGAAGCUCCUCGCGCCCCUCGUCCUCUGCGGGGCUGCCUCGCUGGCGGUCCAUGGGCCUGGCUGCGGGGGCGCCCCGAUGGGCUUUCCCGAGUACGUCGAGAAGUACGGCCGCUCCUACGAGGCCGGAACGGAGGAGUACCGCAAGCGCCGGGCCAUCUUCGAGCAGCGCGCCGCGGCGAUCGCGAGGCACAACUGCGAGCCCGUCGGGCCGUGGACGGCCGCCGUCAACCACCUCACCGACUGGACCGCGGCAGAGCUGGCCACGCUGCGCGGCCACAGGUCGGCGCGUCGCCAGGGCGGGGGACUGGCGAGCGGCCUGCCCUUCUUCCUGGAGAAGCGCAAGCGCCACAAGAAGCGCGGCGACGACCUUCCAAAGGACUUCUCGUGGGGCACCUUGUCCGCGAUCACCGCCAACAGCUCCGACCAGGGAGCUUGUGGCAGCUGCUGGGCCCACGCCGCCAGAGUGACGAUGCAGGCCAGGGCGGAGAUCAAGGGGCUCGUCAACAUCGAGUGGUCCACGAACCAACUCACCUCGUGUACCCCUAACCCGAAAAAAUGCGGUGGAUCAGGCGGCUGCGAUGGUGCCACCGCCGAGCUUGCCUACGAGUACGUCCUCAACUCGGGGCUUCUCCUGGACAGGGAGUACCGCGAGAAGGCAGGUGACGACCAGCAUGCGAAGUGCCCCACGGAUUUGGAGGCGAAGUCGGAAGUGGCCACCGACGGCGUCCUGUCAGUCGACGGCGCCGAGGUGCACCGCGUGGGCAAAAACCACAAGCACUUGAUCGGUGCGAAGCUGGGGUUGACGGGGUGGACCAAGCUUCCCGAGAACAAGGAGGAGCCGCUUGUGCGGGAAUUGUACCAGAACGGGCCAGUGUACGUCGCGGUCGCCGCUGGUGAUCACUGGUUCGACUACAAAAGCGGCGUCAUGACCGAGGAUGGGUGCGACAGGGACCAGAUCGUCAACCACGCCAUUGUGCUAUUCGCGUGGGGCGUCAAGGAGAAGACCGUCCGCGGGCCGGUGAAGUAUUGGCAGAUCAAGAACUCCUGGGGGCUGAAUUGGGGGGAGCACGGCACUGGCAGGAUCAUCCGGUCGGACUCCGAGGAGACGAGGUGCGGCUGGGACGAGGACCCCCAGUCCGGCUCGGGCUGCGACGGCGGCCCAGAGAGGGUGUGGGUGUGCGGAACGUGUGGCAUCCUCUUCGACGCCGUCGCCCCUCACUUCUGA